Molecule: messenger RNA, 390 nt
Organism: Selaginella moellendorffii
Lineage: Eukaryota; Viridiplantae; Streptophyta; Lycopodiopsida; Selaginellales; Selaginellaceae
Product: putative pentatricopeptide repeat-containing protein At5g59200, chloroplastic
Exons: 1
Coding region: 1-390 (129 amino acids)
Biological process (GO): RNA modification
Molecular function (GO): protein binding; RNA binding
Source: RefSeq, a predicted model, not a curated record
AUGGGCAAUGCUCUUGGAGUGUUUAGCACCAUUUUCCAGCCAAAUCAAGUCUGCUGGACGGCAUUGAUGCUCGGGUACGUUGAAAACAGUCAGGCCGAAACAACGCUACAUUUUUUCUUGCUAAUGCAACUGGAGGGAUGUUCUCCAGACGUCUGGACUCUCGUUUGCGCGCUCAAAGCUUGUGGAAGCUCGGUAGCCUUGAAGCUUGGCCGGAUACUUCACGAAGAGAUCACGAGCUUGGGGUUCCAGUUCCAGGGAGCCGUGAUCUCUUCGUUGGUAGAUUUCUACAGCAGAUGUGGGAGCAUGGACGAAGCGGAGCUGGUUUUCAACUCGGUCUCGAGGAAGGAUGCUGUGAGUUGGAGCUCACUUAUCGCGGGCUACAGCCGCUAG